This is a messenger RNA of Temnothorax curvispinosus, 9700 nucleotides long. It is a transcript of the gene mam, whose product is annotated as neurogenic protein mastermind. The transcript is spliced from 8 exons. Gene Ontology annotation, cellular component: nuclear speck; nucleoplasm. Gene Ontology annotation, biological process: positive regulation of transcription of Notch receptor target; Notch signaling pathway. The record is from RefSeq and is a predicted model, not a curated record. Gene Ontology annotation, molecular function: transcription coactivator activity. Lineage: Eukaryota; Metazoa; Arthropoda; Insecta; Hymenoptera; Formicidae. Bases 1156 to 4242 code for a protein of 1028 amino acids.
UUCUCGGAGCGUCAGGUUCUCCAUAUCGGGGGGAUGUGUCGUCGCUCCGCGUCUCCUGGCGAACCACGUGCGCAGCGGUGACAGCUCGUCCUGCGCGACGUAACGACACGGGCGGGGAGGGGGCGUCCUCGGCCUCGCGGCGAAAGACUCGUCGCGAGAUGUGACUCGAUACUUCGGAGUUCGACGAGUCCCCUCGCGCAUUAUUUCGCUUUUGGCGAGAUCGAGACUGAUGCGUGCACGCGUAAAAGAAACACUUUUACGAAGAAGCGAAAUUUAUGAAAGCUCGCCUGACAGCAGUGCGUCGAUUUUGAUUGAUUUACCGAUUUAGUGGGUUUUCAUGAACGAUAUAACAUGUUGAAAUGUCAUAUUAAUUCAGUGAUCUGAUAAUGGGGGAAUCGUCACGACAAAUCCAACUGGAGCUCCCCAAAAUUUUCAAUAUCGCGCGGCAUGCACCCUCCAUAAGAACUGAAAUCGAAUCUGAAAUACGUGGAAUAUACAAUUUUUAACGAAUUUCGCAAAGUGUCACUUUUUUAAAUGCUCGACGCGAACACGAAUAAAAGAGGAAAUCGACGCUGCGCACGCUGUUCCGGAAGCGUGGACGAAAGGAUUGAGUGACAUUUAGCGCUAGCGAGAGCACGAACAAAUUAAGUGAAGACUCUCUGGUGCUGCAGCUUGUCGCGCUUUUUCGCAGUCGAGUGGCGUUUAGUCGUAAUUCGAUUCCAUCGGGAUAACGGUACAAUCGAACAAAUAUAUCGUUCGCGUGGACGUACGUCUUCUCCGCGAAUGAUCGAACGACGUUGGAUUUAAUUAUUAUUAUUAUUUGCGACAGUUAGCGAACAUUCGCAAACGUUAAUUAGUGCUACGCGCCAAAAAUCAACGAGGGACCGGAGCAGAAACAGUGACGCGUAUCGCUGCACGAGCAAAGGAAAGAUGACAUUCAAGUUUCGUUGAAAUUUCCAAUCGUGACGAAAAAAAGUGUAUCGACGAGCGUGUCGAAGGCGAAAUCCGUCGCAUUGAUAUAACGACACAACAGAACGAAGGAACUGGAGGGGCAUGGUGGGCCCCCCUCUGCCAGGGCCUCAGGCCCGGGUGGCCUCUCUGUGAAAAGAAAUCUUCCUUCAAUCACGUCGUUUCUGCGACAUUAGACUGCCUGGAAUGAUGCAGCCGAAAUUCCUCAAGAGGACGACCGAGGAGUUGGAGUCAGCAGGUGGUGCUAGUGGCGAUGGCGGCUUCGGCGAGCCGCCGGUCAAGCUGCAAUGCACGCAGGGGCAGCAUCAGCAUCAGCAGGGUCCGGGCGGCGGUGGUGGUGGCGGACCUCAUCACGGUCAUGGCCAGCAUCAGCCGGGGAACGGCGCGAACUCAACGGGCCCGGCGCCCGGUGGCGGUGGCGGUGGUGACGGGAACGAAGGUCUCACCAAGUUCCAGGUGCAGAUCGUGCAGCAGCUGGAGUUCACGACCUCGGCGGCGAAUAACUCGCAGGCCCAGGCGAUCUCUACGAACGUAACGGUGAAAGCGCUGACAAACGCGUCGGUGAAGAGUGAUCUUUUAAAUUCGUCCUCAUCGCCGAAACCCGGUCCAGACACGUCAGCAUCUGCCGCGUCUAGACCGCAGCCCGGAAAUGGAAGCGGUCCGGGAGGUCCUGGCGGGCCCGGCGCAGGUGGUGGUGGCGCCGGUAGCGCCGGUGGUACCGGCGGAAUCGGUUGCGUCGACAUCGGUAACCUAGUCGAAUGCAAACAAGAACCCGAUAACGAGUUCGUGGAUCUGGAACAGUGCGCCGCGGCACUGGAAAAGGACGCCGCGGCGAACGGUACCGGAUUCCCCGGUUUUUCCGAGUUCAUGGAGGAUACCGGCGACGAGAUCAUUACGUCGGACGCGUUCAAGGACCUCAUCUCCGAGAUAUCGGACUUCCAUCCGGAGUUUAUGAAGGACUUCGACUUUGAGGACAAGAGCGUUGACACGCUGGCGAACAAUGCCGCGGCAGCGGCCGCGGCCGCAGCUGCCGCUGCCGCCGCCAAUAACAAUAAUAACAGUGGCAACAACAAUAACGGGUUGCCGACGAAUAACGGGCAGAUCAAGAUCGAAGACGAUAAAGAUGCGAUCCAUCAGCAGCAGCAACAGCAGCAGCACGCCAACGGCGCGAACAACAGCGUCAACAGCAACAAUGUCGGCAAUAACAAUGGUAACGCGAUGCCGGCUAACUCGAGCCCGGGCGCUCUCGGCUCCUCGCAGUAUUCGCCCGCUCGACUUCCUUACUCCGGGCUGGAUUUCAAAUCUGAGAGCCCGGCGGCGCAGACGCUCAAGCAGAUGGCCGAGCAGCAUCAGCACAAGAGUCAGCAACUGGGCCUGGGUGGAUUCAACCCUGCGGCGGCCGCAGCGGCCGCCGCGGCGCGGGGCCCGGCGACGAGGUCCCCUUACGCCGAGUUUUCUCAAUUCGGUGGCGCUUCCGAUUACCUCGGUAGUCCCGGCAGCACCGGCCCGACCGGUGGACAGAACCAGGCGACGGCCACGGGGACCGGCUCGUAUCACAAGAACAAUGGCACUCCGACCUUCCAGAGUCAGCAGACCAACGAUAUGUUUGUCAGCUCGCAGACCCAAUUCGCCGCGGGCCUCACAGAUAUGAAGAGGCCCCAGCCGACCGCGACGGGUGGCAAGCCCGGCAUGCUGGGGCCCAGCGGCGGUUACAAGCAACAAUACUCGCCGUAUGGCAGCCCGGGUUCGAUGCCGAAUCACGGUAGCCCGGGUUACCCGCUGCCACCGAGAGGAUCGCAGGGUGGUGGACCUAACCCGACCGGUUCGCAAGGACCCUUCAACACGACUUCCACGCCGCCGAGACCUCCUUCGGGAUCCGGUACUUCGACUUUGCAGAUCAAUCAGGCUCAGCAGCUGCACAUUGGAAACCAGAUUCAGGUGUCGGCGGGCCAGCAUAUGCAGCUCACGGGCGACCUGAAGCCGGUUGUGUCUGUCGCGGCGCAGCAGGGCAUGUACUUCAAUCAGCAACAGACGCAGAAUCAAGCCGGGCCGUCGGCUAAUCAGGCCGACACCUACUGCUCGGUCUCGCAGUCCCAGACCAUCAAUUUCACUCAGCAGAGUCUGAGGCAGCGGGCGGCGGCCGCGGCCGCCGGCGGAGUGCCGCAGCCGGGCCCUGCCGGCCCAGGGACGCGGGGCCAUCCGCAGCAGGUGCCACCGGGCCAGGUCGAUCAGCAUCAGCACGCAAAGCUUCUCCAGCAGCAGCAGCAGCAAUUGAUGCGCGCGCAACAGGUGAUGCAGCAGCAACAGCAUAUGACGGGUGGAAUGGGAAGUGUAAGGCCGCCACCGCCCGAAUACAAGGCCGCGGCUCAGGCACAGAUGAUGCACGCCAGUAUCGGUAUGGGUCAGCAAGCGAGGUUCGCCAAUGCCGGACCCAUGCGCAGAGUUACGCAACAACCUAUGCCGCCGUCGGGUCCGAUGAUGAGGCCGCAAAUGGCGCAACAGCAGCAGCAGCAGGCGUUACAUGCAGCCGGUGGUAAUAUGUACAUGGGCGGCGGCGGAAUGGCCGCCAUCGGCGGGAUGCAUCAGAUGCACCAGCGGCUAGGCUACCCGAGAACCAACAAUCAACGGCCGCCCAACGUUAGCGUCGGCCCUCCGGACGGCCUUGGGAACAGCAUCGCGGGUCGCGGCGCCCAGCAGGAGUGGCGACACGUUUUGAUGCAACAGCAGCAAGGCUUUCAGGCGCAAAUGCGCUCACAAUUCAACCAGCAAGGUCACCAAGGUGCUUUCGGCUUGGGUGGCGCGGGCGGCACAAUGCAAAUGACCGCGGCGCAGAUGCAACAUCAACAAUUAAUCCGCUCGCAAAACGGCGGUCUAGCCGGCUCGGGGAUGGCCAACAGCACGCAGAUGCAGCAGCUGUUGACACAACAGCACCAACAGCAAACGCUGGCCAUGCAACAGAACAACAAUCAGAUGUCGUUGCAGAUGCAAAUGUCACAGACAACAUCCGUAAAUUCGGUCAACGUUACCGGAACCGGUUCUCCCUUGCAUCCACAUCAGCAGUAUGGCGGAGGCAGUCCGGGAGUGCGCAGUCUACCACCACCGCAGCAGCACACUCAGCCGCCGCCACCAGCCGCAACUACGGAUCCGUCCGUGGCCCCUGACUUUACUCUCGAAUUCCUGGAGAACCUUCCUCCGGGAGACACGUCGAACUUCAGCGCCCAAGAGCUGCUUAAUUCUCUCGACUCCGGUUUUAAUCUCGAUGCGAUGAUGUAAUGGGACCACGCCUGCUGUGUGGUCGGUUCAGAUGUCGGUGUCUGGCGGUAUGCCGGUUUUACUAGGAAUGGCUGACGAGUGAGACCGACCGUCCCCCUAAAGUAUAUACUUAGCGCGACGAUACCGACGAAUUUCUUUUCGUCCGUCCGCGUAUCGACCUGCCUUUCCGUGAUUUCCCUCAUUGUAUCAGUCGAAUCGAUUCCUUUGUCAGUACCUUUUUGGAAGAGAGCGUCGACCCGAAUGUCCUUUUUCGACCUUCGAAUCUUAUGAGAGUUCUAAACGGAACGAUCGAUGAAAAUAGUAAUAUAAUAAAGAAAUUUGCUGACUCUUUUGAACUCGAUGCUGAAGGAACGGACGCAGGUUGGUGAUAUGCAGGUACUUUGUUAUAUUUGAGAACAGACAAUUGUGAGAGUGACAGUUACCCACCGGUGCGACAACGUCCCACAGCCGGUCGUAGUGCAUUCUCGGUCACCGCUUCCGCGGCCGCCGACUAUUCUUCUAGGCAAUCACAUUUUAGUAAAAUUUAAUUUUGUAAUAAUAACCGCCGAAGGGCGAGGGAGUUUAGCCCGUGGUGACGUGGUAGCGUGGGAUAUCAAGAGGUACGUGGAAAUCGUUCUAUCUCUCGUUUUCUUGUCGGGCAACGAUGCCGCACUUUGAAGGAGGACAAAACCUCGCGAGAGACCGCGGUUCCUAUUUUCUUUUCAAGUUCGCCCACGGCCGGCUAAUAUCGAGAACGAUCGAUAAAUUUUCGAGUGCUCGCGUCGACGACUUCGACGAAACUGCGAUGACUUCGACGGGCAUUCCGCAAGACGAUUCUCCUCUCUCUUGAUUUUUCACGUCGAAAUCCGCGCGAGUAGAUAGAGAUAUUGAUACGAAGGCCGCGAUUAGGGUUUACUCGACUGAACCUAUAUUCGGCCGGCAAAAACUGGUUACCUUGCGCUGGCUCGUUGUUGGAACACCUCCAAGAUUUCUGGAUCGACGAGCUCGGCCGGGCGUUAAUACUUUAUAAGGAUAAUAAUGUAACAAUGUAACGAUUAUAUUAUAUUAUUAUAUUAUAAUAACGUAAUCAUAUAUCGUUAUAUUAUUACAUUAUUAUAUGGAAAUAAUAAUGUAGUAACGUAACGAUUAGAAGGUAGCGUAUUUAAUUAUGCCAUUAACGGCAUAUUUACAAUUAACAGCAAGUCAAUUAUCAAACAUUCAAUUCAUUUUUAUGAGUUUGCGUCGCGCGACGUGAAAAAUCGCGCACGCUGAUCUGAUCGGGUCCGUACAUCGGAAGAUUCUUACGAUAAGAAGGAUGAGAAAAAGAACUUCCUCCUAAACUGCAUUGUUAGCGCUAAUACAAGGAUAAAAGAAUUCGUCAUUGUACAUAGAUAUUAAAAAACUAGAAGAAUUUUGAGGCGUUAAGGUCGCACAGUUUAGCCGAUUACAUAAGAAUAAGGAACCUAAAAUAUAUAGAUAAAUAUUAUGAUGAUAAUAGUGAUUAACGACGAUGGUAAUAUGCAAGUGGAGACGCGUGCACGAAGAAAUUAUGCGCGGCUGAGAGGGAGCGUGUGAUAAAAGACGUGAAAACGAAUGUAUCAGCCGACAGAGCACAUUUGUCGAUCGGUAUAUAUAUUUAUUAAGUUUCAAUACCGAAUGUGCUGUGUCGCGCUAUGUCGAAGCUGCACACAAAAUAAUCACGGUGAGGUAGAUUCCAUUUUCGACGCGGCGAACUACUCGUAUUUUCUAAAAGGGGCAAUCGUUUCUCGGGAAUUCGCGCGGAGUGUAUCGUCGAAAUAUAUUCACCAUUCUGUUCUUUUUUUUAUUUAUUUCGUCAAACGGUGACCUCUUAUACUUUAUUCCGGAUUUUUAAGAAAUCAUGAAUAACGAACAAAAUCUCAAAGUUUACGCUUUGUGUUCGUAUGUAUUCGAAACUGUUAACGAUGUAUAACAAAUCGCAAUGUAGUUCGAUGCUACAAGGGAGGCAGAGAGAGAGAGAGAGAGAGAGAGAGAGAAAAAGGAAUCUUUGACUAUUCUUCCAUAGCGAUACAUUCCAUAGAUAACAAAAAGAUAGCGAUCUGUGGUUCGUCUAAUCAAAAGUACUGUUUUUAAAAGGAAAAAAAGAAUACACGACAGAAAGGAAUAUUAAUGUUAUAAUAUAAGAGAAGCAGAUAUUGAAUCCCGCGCUUAUAUGUACAUUCGCAGAAGAGCACAUCCUCGACCGUUCGCCGAAAGUGUGCACGAAGACUUCCGAUCGAAUUUUAUUGUCGCUUGUCCGCGACUCUGCUAGAAAUUAGCGAGUCCCGCGCCAAGUGGAUUAGAAGAUAAUAAUACUAAUAAUAAUAAUCAUUUUUUAAAUUUCUCUCAAUCGGGUGGGGUGACACUAUCUUGUAAAAUAUUGGGGCCACAAAAUAUAAUCUAAAAAAAGGGGGGGAAAGAAGAAAAAGAAGAAGAUUAGAGGUCUGAUUCUCACGUCAAUACCUUUGUAAAAUCUUUGAGAAAAAUCGACGAAAAUCUAUUAUAUUGGUUUGUCCGUUUUGUACGUUUUACGCGAGCGAGGGGAGGGGAGGGAAGAAAAGAGAAGAGCGAGGAGGUAGAAUUGCGCAUUGUUAUAGGAAAGAGCAUCAGGGACCAACCGAGAGAGCAAAGUGCGUGAUGUCGAUUGUCACAGUGGAUCGUUGUCUCUCUUUUUUGAACGGAUUGCGGAGAAGGAAGCAAUGUGCCUAACAAAAAAAAAAAAAAAAAAAAAACAAUUUGAGCCGUUUGUUACCGACUUGUUAGAAAAUUAGCCACACGGUGUCAACAUUGUACGAGGUUUUGCGCAAAGGGAACCUACGCACGUACGCAUAGACAGGACAGGUAAUCGCGAUGCUGCAUCGUUGAAAACGUUGAUUUUUUCACACUGUCGACAGUCGAUCGUGAAAGGAGGGAAUCGAGGCGAAAGUUGCGACGUGUUAAUUUCUCGAGGGUGACCUUGGUUGGGACGCAUAUAUAUCGUAUUAUUUAUAAAUAAUAUUUAUAAAAGAAACAUUAUAUAAAACGGGCAUUUCGUAUAUAGGAUAAAUUCCAUGUUGAAUUGUUAUUAAUAAAAAGCGUUGAGUUUCUACAAAGAUAUAUAUAUCUCUUCACCGAAACUUUUCGAACUUUUCCAAAAUCUCCGUCUCGUCAGUGACGUCACGUUGCCGUCAGUAACGACGCGUUAUCGGAAACUCCAUGAUUAGCCGAACGAGAUAAAUUCGAUCCGUUUCGCCACGGAAAAUCCCAGAGACGAUAAACCAUCGGCGGCUUAUCGCGUAUCGAUCCGUCCGAAAAUUAAUGCGCGUUAUCCGGCACGUUAUCCCGCCGCCAAUAACGCGAGCGUUUCGCGAUCGGCGUGCAACGCGAUACUUUCUACUACGCAUCCCUGCUUUAUCUCUUUCCCAAUAUAUCUCGUUACUAUACCCCCUUCCCCCCCCCUCCGCAAGAAUUGGAAUCGGGAUUUUCGUUUGCCGGCCGCAUACGUCUUUCCUUUUGCGGCUUAUAAAAAAAAAACGAUCCCAAAUUUUGUUUCAUUUUCUUUCAUUUUCUUACGGCACUGUUCCGUUCCAUACGAAAAAUCGUCGGGCGAAACAGGGGGUUGAUAACUCUUAACGACAGUUUCAUUAUCGUUUAUUUGCGUUGCGCAGAUAUUAUAUACGGUAGAAAAAGACUGCGCAACGACAAUAUAACGAUAACAAAACUAUCGUUGAGAGUUACGGAAUAGGCUCACAGGGGUUUAGGUCAAAUUCGCGCGUCUCCAUCUGCGAUACGGUUUUAUACUAGGUCGAAUGGCAGCCUAAUGUUGCUGCUCGUGGGUGGGCCUCGCGGCAGGAGGAUCAAUAUCAUCGUGAGGGAGAGAAAACGAGCAGGCUGAGAAUGGGAGCAAGGGGGUAGGUAGGUAGGAGCCGCCGCCGCCGCCACCGCCGCUGCGAUGAGGGAUAAGGAUUACAAGGGCGGCGGCGACGGUGACGGCGGGGGAAAGAGAUAGCUUGGCGAGAAUCGCGUACCCCGAAAAUGUCAAUUCGCCGUCCCGGCUCCUCGCGGAAUUGCGAUCGUGAUAAGGUAAUUGCUCCACGUACGUGCUCGGCCCUGUUCAAUUUCGUACAUCCCGGAACUUGCGCGUUUUGUCGUCGCCAUCGUCGUCAUCGUCGUCCGCUCCGAGACGAGUUUCGAUCAUUCUCACCCGUUCGCACCUGUUUGAUCCCGUCCUGUUUAAUCGCGUCAAUAUCGUCCCGGAUUCCCGAAUUACAUUUCAGCGACGAAGCGCGCGGAAGCGUCGACCUCGACGAAGCGUGUCCGAAAAUGGUUCCCCGGAAGUCGUUAGCGCUUAGUCGUUUAGAUACCUAUGGCUCGUCACUCGUUUCGUUCGUUCGAAUCUGCUGCGGGCGUCUCGCACGAGCUACGUUUUUAUCGAUCCAAAGCGGUGCGCGAGCAGAACAACGAUCCACUGGCCGACGACGCCGCAUUCGCGCGUUUCCUCGCGACAAUGCUCCGACAUGAUGACGACGGGUUCGAGCCACUCGCGAAAAUCCUCUAUUGUCAAACGCGAUAUCAAUUACCGCGUUGACCUUUCGCGACGCAACGGCGCGGGGCGCACGAAUGAGGGAUAAUGCUCGCGGUGUCGUGGAGAACCUUCGAUCUCGAUAAUAAGCGUUUAAACAAACGCGUCUUUUAGACAUCGUAUCAUAAGACGUCUUAAAGAUGUCUUAAACAUACCUUUAAGACGUUUUAUGUCCCGAUUUUGGACAUGUGUGCUGCCUGGGUUAAUACGGGCGGGUUGUUCGGCAUUCGCCUUCUCUUCGUCGGGAAUCCUUUCCUUCCCUCGCAGUCUUCAAUUCUUUUUUUAUCGCGAGAAACGACGAAGGAGAGAGAAGUUCAUCCUGAAACGAGAGAAGACUGUCGUAAGACGGUCUGCCGAAAAUUUAGAUAUCAAUUAACCACCGCGAGGGACAUUUAGUGGGAUCAGUAUUUCUACGCGAAAUGGUUUUGAUAUACAUAUAUAUAUAAAACAAAAAGAGAGGAGGAGGAGGAGAGAAGUGAGUUUAGGCGAUUAUCGAUGAAGAGGCCACGCGCGACGAUGACGCGCGGCGCAUCGGUUUCUUUUCCUUCGUCGCUGUAAAUACGUAGACACGGGAAAAGAGAGAAGUAGAUAGAACGUGUAAUAACGGAAAGCGGACGCGAAACGGACCGGCCGCGGCCGGGCGGUUUUCGUUUCGGCGUCACAUUGCGAUGAUCGACGAUCGCGCGGGCUAAUCUCGGAUGCAUUCGGAGGCGAGAAUGAUCGAGAGAGCGGGAUCGCUUUCGAAGGGCAAGACGGAUCGCGAUGCACCGAGAAUCAGGGCGCGCGGCAUUUCGCGGUAGGAUACGACGGUUCUCCGAAUUGUUACACAGAAAAAAAAGAAUGUUCUUGAUUUGAAAAUAUCUUUAGUUUCAACGUGGAAAUCUUGAAAUGAGAUUAUAU